AUGGACCCUCAGAGGACAAUAUUAGCUGGUCCUCUGCCUGCUAGCAGUAGGCAGGCAGCACGAAAAAGUUUCGCAAUAACAAACACUUACAUCAAAAGUACUAAAAAAGAAAUUGUUAGUGUCCACACCAGCACUCCUACUGUAGAAAAUCUAUCUUUUCAAAUUGAACAAAAUCAAAUUUACCAAGGAGACGUCAACAUUCUUUCAAUCAUUGAUACAAAUAAAGAUAUAAUGUGCUGCAAAUAUACGGAAGAUGUAAAUGAGAUAGCAGCAGGAUUCAACGACGGCACUAUGAGAGUGUUUAGUUGCAAUACUGGACAUUGUAUCCACACUCUAGUAGAUGAAGAAACUCGCGCAUAUCCUGGACCAGUAACAGCCAUCAAACAUAGACCAGUUAGCAAAGCAAACCCCAUUACUAACAUGUUGUUAUCUUCUUAUGUAAAUGGAUGUAUCAAAUGCUGGAAAUACAAAUAUGACCAAUGUUUAUAUACCAUUCGGGAGAAGCGCCAAACAUUGGGAUUAAAUUAUCAUCCACGUCACAGUAAAUUUGUCACUUACGGCGAUGAUGCCAAGUUGAACAUGUAUGAUGAAGAAGCUCAGACCCAAGAACGUGCUUUUUACUCUAGUAACCAGAAGAAUAAAGUGGAUGGGCAUACAUCAAGAAUAUUUGCAUGUGCGUUCAACCCAAGGUCGCAACAUGAGAUGAUAUCUGGAGGCUGGGAUGACACAGUCAUGUGUUGGGACGACAGACAACCAUAUGCUACUCGUUAUUUUGUUGGUGUCCACAUGUGCGGAGAAGGUCUUGAUUUUGACAAACCUGGACGAACAAUACUGACAUGUUCUUGGCAAGAGAAAGAUAGUAUCCAAUUAUGGGAUUACGGUUCGUGCAAAUUAAUUGAAACUAUUGUACCAGACAACUAUCAAUCAAAACUAUAUUGUGGUAAAAUGGUACCACAUACAAACUUGAUUGUUUGCGGAGGAUCAGACUCCAAUAUAUUGAGAGUAGUGGAUACAAACAUGAAAGUCACCGAAUGCUGUAUAAGAAAUAAUCAAGGCGGCAUUUACGCUUUUGAUUUUGGUACAAUCAGAAGAAAACCGAGGAAAGUUACAGAGACCUACAAAAAAAUAAGCGAAAUACCAAAUGUACCUCGUGUUUCGUUUGUUACUGGAAAAAGAUUGCAGACCGUAGACUUUGGUUGA
Molecule: messenger RNA, 1200 nt
Organism: Spodoptera littoralis (African cotton leafworm)
Lineage: Eukaryota; Metazoa; Arthropoda; Insecta; Lepidoptera; Noctuidae
Source: the annotation of a GenBank genome assembly